Messenger RNA from Penicillium diatomitis, 456 nucleotides. RefSeq names its product MGMT family protein. NCBI's taxonomy places the organism in Eukaryota, Fungi, Ascomycota, Eurotiomycetes, Eurotiales, Aspergillaceae. The record is from RefSeq and is a predicted model, not a curated record. The coding region runs from base 1 to 456 and encodes 151 amino acids. The transcript is spliced from 3 exons. Gene Ontology annotation, biological process: DNA repair. Gene Ontology annotation, molecular function: catalytic activity.
AUGCCUCGCUCAGAAGAAGCAGAGUGGUGGGCCAAUGCAGUCUACUCCGCGAUUCAAGAGAUCCCACACGGCAAAGUCACAUCGUACGGGCAUAUUGCGCUGCUCCUCGGCGAACCACAACGACCGCGACAAGUAGGCGUUUGUCUGAAGUCACUGGCUGGUGCUGAAAGUGGCGCCCACUUCAACUCCAGCAAUGUUCCAUGGCAGCGAGUCAUCAAUGCCAAGGGCAUGAUUUCACAUCGUGGCCCAGGUAGUGCUGAACGUCAAGCCGAGGCCCUCGCUACAGAAGGCGUCGAGGUGACGAGGGAUAGUAUGGGCGAAAUCUACGUCGAUUUUUCGCGUUACGGCUGGUUUCCAAGCAGACUACCUAGUGAAGAAGAGCAAGAAGCUGAUGGCGGGGGGAAGAAGAUGGACAGCUGUUUGUGCAAGAGUCAUAGCGUUGCACACGUCGCUUAG